AUGAUCUCAUGCAGGAGUGUACUAUUGCCAGUAUCUCAUGCUGGACUGUACUAUUGUCAGUAUGAUCUCAUGCUGGACUGUACUAUUGUCAUAUGUGAAGCAGGACAGAGUUGUCUGUCAUGUACCGGAAUUCAAAAUCGAUCCAAUUGUCAACACGUAGAAAAUUGUACAAACGAUGAGGUAUGUUUUGUACAGAAGCACACCACAGAUUCGGGUUCACUUUUGUAUGAUUUAGGAUGUGCAUAUGAGCAGUUUUGUAGGUACAAUAUCGGUGGGACAUUUGGUCGUCGAAAUGAUGCUCAUCGUAUUUUGUGUACAUCAUGUUGUAACAAAACAAGAACUUGUAAUACUGAUUUGAAAUGCGAACACGAUUAUGUUAAAGGUUUACCAAGAGAAUGUUCUGAUAUACCAGGACAUCAUCCAGAUGGUGUGUAUAAGAUAUACCCUGAUGGAAUAUCAGCAGUUUCUGUAUAUUGUGAUAUGCAUACCGAAAACGGAAAAUGGACGGUAAUACAAAGACGUUCCAAUGGAUCUGUGGACUUUGAACGGAAUUGGGAGGCAUACAAAGAGGGCUUCGGUAACCUAAACGGGGAAUAUUGGUUAGGAAACGAUGUCAUUCACGAGAUAACUAUUCAUACCCGCCAUGAAUUAAGAAUUGACAUGCACGAUUUCGAAGGUCACGCCAAAUACGAUAAAUAUGCAAUGUUCAUGGUUGGGGAUGAGAAAGGUGAAUAUGAGAUGACAGUUCUUGAGUACAGCGGUAAUGCAGGAGAUUCGAUGACAUAUCAUAGUGGUAACCUGUUUUCAGCCUUUGAUAGGGACAAUGACAAAGAUACCAGGAAUUGUGCUACACUAUAUCAUGGAGGCUGGUGGUACAAGCAUUGUCAUGAUGCUAAUUUGAAUGGACGGUAUCUUUCGGGAACCUGUCCGUCUGGACAAGGCAUUAAUUGGCCAGCAUGGCAUGGCUUGGACUACUCACUUAAAUCGGUGAAAAUGAUGAUCAGAACACUAUAUUAA
Mytilus trossulus (common blue mussel) is the source of this 1017-nucleotide messenger RNA. RefSeq names its product microfibril-associated glycoprotein 4-like. The coding region runs from base 1 to 1017 and encodes 338 amino acids. The record is from RefSeq and is a predicted model, not a curated record. The transcript is spliced from 8 exons. Lineage: Eukaryota; Metazoa; Mollusca; Bivalvia; Mytilida; Mytilidae.